AUGGAGAGACUUCUCGUCGCUAUCGUGAUCGCUUGUGUGCCAUGCAUCUUUGCGAAACCUCCGAGUGCAAUCAAAGGUGGUGACGCAGCUGACACUGGUGAAUUCCCGUGGCAAGUUUCGCUUCGCAUGGAUUACACUCAUGUCUGCGGUGGUAGCAUCAUUGAUGAUCGUCAUAUUCUCACAGCAGCCCAUUGUGUUCAGGAGGAGGACGGACGCUUAUUCAAAGGAAUGAGAGUUUUAAUAGGUAGUAACAACGCCCGUCAAUGGUUCCCCAAGACCCACAAGGUGAAGAGUCUCCAUCCACACAAGAAAUACAGACAGGUGGAGCCCUAUAGAUACGAUAUUGCAAUCGUCACGUUGGAAGAACCAAUCGAAUUCAAUGACCGCCAAAAACCGAUAGCAUUGCCUGAGAAAGAUGUGUCCAUCGGUGAUGAGGUUACGGUCAGUGGCUGGGGACACACUAAUUGGCCUGCCGCGAUGAAGACCUAUCCAGUCACGUUGAUGAAGAUGGAGAAGAAGAUCGUCAGCAAUAGCCGUUGUAUGAGGGACCAUCAAAGUGUCAUCUACCGUGAUCAGCUUUGUGCUUAUGGUGGUUAUGGAAAAGGCGUCUGCUCUGGCGACAGCGGUAGUGGCCUCAUCUACAAUGGCCAAAUCGUUGGCAUUGCUUCCUGGGUGAUGCCUUGCGCUGUUGGAUAUCCGGAUGUUUACACUAGAGUAUAUUCUCAUAAAGAUUGGAUCGCUAGGAUAAUCGUUGAUAAUUGA
Messenger RNA from Diachasma alloeum, 762 nucleotides. RefSeq names its product chymotrypsin-1-like. The record is from RefSeq and is a predicted model, not a curated record. The transcript is spliced from 4 exons. Gene Ontology annotation, molecular function: serine-type endopeptidase activity. The coding region runs from base 1 to 762 and encodes 253 amino acids. NCBI's taxonomy places the organism in Eukaryota, Metazoa, Arthropoda, Insecta, Hymenoptera, Braconidae. Gene Ontology annotation, biological process: proteolysis.